This is a messenger RNA of Solea solea (common sole), 6748 nucleotides long. RefSeq names its product MIA SH3 domain ER export factor 3 (gene mia3). Gene Ontology annotation, biological process: vesicle cargo loading; endoplasmic reticulum to Golgi vesicle-mediated transport; protein secretion. Gene Ontology annotation, cellular component: endoplasmic reticulum exit site; endoplasmic reticulum membrane. The transcript is spliced from 29 exons. Lineage: Eukaryota; Metazoa; Chordata; Actinopteri; Pleuronectiformes; Soleidae. The record is from RefSeq and is a predicted model, not a curated record. The coding region runs from base 209 to 6211 and encodes 2000 amino acids. Gene Ontology annotation, molecular function: protein binding.
GGAGUAUAACUCACCACCAGGCAUAGGAUUACCCAGAGAAAGCCUGGGUUUUUUCCGUCCUUUAGCAGAGAUGUCACUGUCGUCAUCCGAGUCCUGAAGACACUCCAGCUCUCUAUCAAUGUCAUCCAUACUCGAACAUCCGUGCCUGAUGAACUACACCCAGCCGGAUCUCAUGUGCUGACGUGUCGGCUCCUCUUACCCACUGCUCAUGCUCCAGCUCCAGCUGCUGAAACCGACACCAUCAACAAAAAUUGCCAGCAUGGCAGCAAAACACUUUUACCGACAAGGCUUUUUAUUACUUUUAUUUAAUUUUAUUUCAACAGCGGCCUUGGAGAAAAGGUUUUCCGACCUUAAAAGAUGCGCCGAUGAGGAGUGCAGCAUGCUUCUGUGUCGGGGGAAAGCAGUGCAAGAUUUCUCAGGACCAGAUUGUCGAUUCUUGUCAUUUAAGAAAUCAGAAACUAUCUAUGUGUACUACAAACUAGCAGGUAGAAGGGCUGAUAUGUGGGCUGGAAGUGUUGGAAGUAACUUUGGCUAUUUCCCAAGUGAUCUUAUUGCAGUUAACCACCGAUAUACUGACAAAGAGCUAGAAGUUCCAACAGAGGAAACCGAUUUUGUGUGUUUUGACACUGGAUUUGAUAAGUUUAACAAUUAUGACAUAGAUUUUCUCUUAGGCACGUCAGAAAAGGAGAAUGAUAGUGAAAACAAUGAAACCCCUGACCACAUCCAAGUGGCAGAGGACAAUGAGAAAGAAACACUGCAUCAAGUUACGUCAGAGGGUCUUGAUUAUAUCCAAGAUGAUCAAAAUGCCUUGUUACCUGAACUUGAUGAAGAAACUGAAUCACCUUCUGUAGAUGCAGUGCAGUCAGAUUCCUCAGUUAUAUCUGAUUUUGGGGAAAAGGAAGAGGAGUUUACUUCAGAAAAUGAAACUGUCUUAACUUCUAAAGGAAGUCCAAUUCCAGAGAUGGAAACUACUAUUGGAACAACGUUUGAUGCAGUCUUGACUGAUGAGGAUGUCACUAAUAAAGUUACACCAUAUGAAGAGGAGGAAAGCAAAGAUGCGGAAAAUCACCCUGAAGACGAUGCUGAUGUCCUAAACACUCCGUUAUUGUCUUUCUCUGAAAAAUCCACAAACACCCCAGUAUCUGAUUCCCCUACUCAGCAUGAGGCUCCUCCAGAAACACAGGAUGAUACACUACAAUCAGCAGAGGAGAAGAAUGUGUGGACAACACCACAAAUCCCUGAGUUGAAAACUACUUUUGGAAAUACUUAUGACGCAGUCAUAACUAAUGACGAUGUCACGAAUAAAGUUACACCAUAUGAAGAGGAGGAAAGCAAAGAUGUGGACAAUCUCCCUGAAGACGAUGUUGAUGUCAUAAAGGGCACGCCAUUAUUGUCUUUCUCUGAAGAAGCCAUAGAAACAACAUUUGAUUCCCCUACAAAAACACAGGAUCAUACACUACAUACAGCAGAGGAGAAGAACAUGUGGAAAACACCACAAAUGCCUGAGUUGAAAACAACUAUUGGAACAACUUUUGAUGCGGUCAUUACUGAGGAAGAUGUCACUAAGAAGGUUACACCAUUUGAUGAGGAUGAAAGCGAAGAUGUGGAAAAUCUCCCUGAGGAAAACAUUGAUGACAUAAAAGACACUCGGUUAUUGUCUUUCUCUGAAGAAGCCACCAACACUCCAGCAUCAGAUUCCCCUGCACAGCAUGAGGCUCAUCCAGAGACACAGGAUGAUGCAUCACAAACAGCAGAGGAGAAGAACAUGUGGACAACACCACAAAUGCCCGAGUUUAAAACUACCGUUGGAACAACUUUUGAUGCAGUCAUUACUGAGGAAGUUGUCACUAAGAAGGUAACACCAUAUGAAGAGGAGGAAAGCAAAGAUGUGGAAAAUCUCCCUGAGGAAAACACUGAUGUCAUAAAAGACACUCCAUUGUUGUCUUUCUCUGAAGAAGCCACAAACACUCCAGCAUCAGAUUCCCCUGUACAGCAUGAGGCUCAUCCAGAAACACAGGAUCAUACAUCACAAACAGCAGAGGAGAAGAACAUGUGGACAACACCACAAAUGCUUGAGUUAAAAACUACAGUUGGAACAACUUUUGAUGCAGUCGUAACGAAUGAAGAUGUCACUAAGAAGGUUACACCAUAUGAAGAGAAGGACAACAAAGAUGUCGACAAUCUCCCCGAGGAAAAUGUUGAUGCCAUCAAAGACACUCUGUUAUUGUCUUUCUCUGAAGAAGCCACAAACGCUCCAGCACCUGAGGAGGAGAAGAACAUGUGGACAUGCAUUGAAGAUAAGGUUUUUUCAGUCGUCACUGGGGGAGGGAGGAUGUCACUAGAUUUUAGUUCAGAGGAAGAUGAAGAUGAUGAGCAAGAUGAAAUAGAAGAAGAACCGCUAACAACUGAAUAUGCAAAAGAGAAUGUUCCUCAAGACCAUCUUGAAACAGCUAAACCUGUAGAGCACGAAGAAGAAGGGGAGUUAUACGAAGAUUCAGAAGUCAAUGAUGACAAUGCAGAUAUAGAGGAGAGUAGCAUUUCAAUGGAGAAUAAAGAGGAUUUAGACAAUGAAUUUGAAGAAAACAAGAUUGUGACAGAUUCUGUAUUAGUCGGUACAGAAACUGAACCACAUCAGGAAACAUUUUCUAAAGAGGAGCAUGGAAACAAUUUAGAUGUUCAAGAUGACAAAGAGACAUUAGAGGACCACCUAUCUGAUCAAGCAAGUGACAAUUUAAUGACCGAUUCUUAUGUUGUGGGUCCAAAGAUUCAUGAUGAACCACAUAUAGAGGAGAAAGAUACAGAGCUUGUGGAAGAAAACAAUCUAAAGAAAGACGAGUUACUUGAAGAUGAAAAUGCACUUUUGUACUCACAAUCAAAUAAUACAGACCCUGACAUACCUGCUCUUGAAACUGAAACCCAGCCCACUGUGUCAACUCUAGAGCCCGAAUAUAGUGAUAGCGUGAUGAGACUUACUCUGCUGCGAGACCACUUCACAGCAGAAGGCAUGGAAAGGAUCCAAAGGCUUCUGGGUCUGAAAAAUCUCUACAAAUUGGAGGCCAUGUUCUCUGAUCUUGACGUAGAGUUGCAGUCGACCCGUCUGUUACACAGUGGCACGACGCAAGAAAUUGAAACUGCACUCGAGGGCAUCCUGGAAGCCUCGGAAAACACCAUCUUAGAUGAGGUCGAGAAGAUGCUGGACAGCCAUAACAUGAAGCGGGACUACGACCAUGUGGACACAAGCAGUUUGGAUGAGGAGACACAAAUACUGGACGACUUCCAGGAGUGUGCAUUCAGUCUGCGUCAGAAGUACUCAACAGCCAGUGACAGCACACCUUUAACAACAGUAAAUCAUUCUAAUAUUGAUCAGGGUAAGUAUGAAUUAAGGGCUAAUGAAGAAAUGCCCCACAUUGUUGAAGGAGACGAAGUUGAUGUCAUCCCUGAGACAGAAAGUGAAGACAACACCACAAUAACAGAUGAGGAAAAGCCAACAGAGACAAAAGAGGAGGAGGAAGAGGUAGUUCUGGAUGAAGUACACCCUGGACCAGAUGUCAGUGUGGAAGAGGACAGUGGACAUUUUAAUAAAAACAAGGAAAAUAAGAUGGAAUUCAGUGAAACAGAUGAGAUACAGAAGGUCCCACAAGCCACUCUGGAAAAACCUUUAGAUGUGGGCCUUGGUGUUGAGGUGGAGCACUCACUUUCAGAAUCUUUGGACUCCAUGGAAUCAGUGUCUGAAGUUCAUGAAGUAGAAGUGGGAUUAUUCUCAGAUGGAGUUGUUCACAUGGGCUGCAUCCUUUCCAUGAUCAAAAGUAAAAUUGCAGAUUGGACCAUCGUGAUAAUUUCACUUUUGCCAGAAGAGUGGAAACCAGGAGAAACCUUGUAUGGCUGUCCUUGGCAAGCAGUCGUCAUCACUGCUUUAGCUGGGGUGAUAACCAUUGCCCUCUUCUUUUGGAGGACAGUGUUUGAGGUAAAGAAGAAAGAAUACCUUGUGGAUGAAAAAAGGUUCACAGAGCAAAUGCAGGCCCUUGUGAAAGAGAAAAACGAUGCUCUCACAAAAAUGUCUGAACUCCAGAAGCAGACUGAGCAACUCAAGGAAAACCAAAAGCAAUCAAAGGAGACGGUUAGUAGUUCAGUGAAAAGGAUGCAAGACCUGGAGAGUAAAGUUUUGGAGGCACAAUCACGCAAUGAGCAGAUCGCUGAGGAAAAGAACACAUUUGCAAUAUUACUUGAAGAAGAGCGGUCAAACUCAAUGCAAUAUGAAACCAGGAUUGAGAAACUGGAAAAGGCAAACGAGAAGCUACAGCUCAGCAGGAAAAAGAUUCAGGAUGCACUCACUAAGACUACUGCUCUCCUGGAUGAGGCCAAGAUUCGUGAAGACGCCCGAAAUGUUCAGCGCAAAUGUCUUGAAAAAGAAUACUCGGCACUAAAAGGCGAGAGCAAGACGCUUAAAGUGACUAUUAAGGACUGGGAGGACAAACACAAGGAGCUGAGUGAGCAGAUUAAAAGCUAUCAUAAGUCCCAGAAAGAUCUGGAGGAUUCUUUGGUGCUCAAAGAUCACAAUGUAGAGGUGCUGUCUGAACUUCUGGCAGACUUGGAUGCUUGUGAUUCACAAAAAGGUGACAACAAACUUUUAACCAAUGGAGCAGCAGAUAAGAAAACAGCCAUAAAGAACAGGAUUAAACAGAUGAUGGAUGUUUCUCGGGUCCAGACCACUCUUGCAGUCGUUGAAGAGGAGCGUGAUCGCUUCAUGUCUAAGCUCCUGAAUGAAGAAAAGUCUAGAAAGGGAUUAGAAGAGCAACACCAGGAGCUGGAACACGCCAUUGCAACUUUAAAAAGCGAGAAGAGCCACGUGGAGAACCAGUUCAAAAUCCUGCAGCAGAAAAAUGAAAUCAUGGUUGAAAUGUACCAUCAAAAGGAAAAUGCUCUCCAACAGAGACUAACCAAGGAGGAGCUGGAGCGACGCAGCAAAGAGAAUAUGCUGUCUGAGGUGGGAGGAAAAGCUCUGGAAGCAGAGGAGCAGGUCAAAGUUUUAAGGCAGCGCAUCAGUGAAAUGGAGGAGCAGAUGAAGAAGACUGAGGAAGUUUACAAAGAGCAGAUAAAGGAGCAAGAAAACAAAACUCACUCAAACUGGGUGACCGCUCGCAACGCAGAGAGAGCGUUGAAUCAAGAGAAACUGGAAUUGUCCAAGCUCCAUGAAAAGCUCACUGUGCUAUCCUCGCAGCUGAACGAUCGGCGCUCUUCUCUCUUCAGACCGAACUCUGGACAACCUGCAGGUCCUCGCCAAGGUGAUUCAUAUGGGCCUUCACCUGUCAGUGGGGGAGCACCUUCCCCCCCAAUAAUGAUCGAGGGCCCUAGACGCCCUCCGUCGGCUCCUGUGGGGCGAAGAAUUGACCCGUAUGGGCCUCGACCACCAUCAGAGCCCCACGGUCGCUACGCCGAGAAUAAACACAUCCCUGGGAUGGACAUGAUGGGUCCUCGCAGCUCGUCACCCGCCAACAUGGACACAUCUACACAAGAAGUAGAUCCACAGGUUAAAGCAGUGGCUCAGGCUGAGGCCUCCACAGAGAGUCCAGAGCCAGGACCUGGAUCCUUCAUAGUGUCUCCAAUCCGGGACUCGUCCGGCUCCAAGCUCCCGGGACCUCCACAUGACCCACUACUCCCUCCAGGACGUCUACCACCACCCGGACCUUACAGACCACCACGGCCUGGUCCCUACCACCUGCCACCUGGUCCUCCGCACCCAAACCUACCUCCUCUUCCAUUACCAAUUAACGGACAUCCAGGAAUGCCUCUGCCUGGACCAAUGGGAGGAGACUUCGGGCCUCGACCUGCAAAUGGACAUGCAUUCCCGCCCAGACUCGGCCCUGGCCAUGUUAUGGAUCCUCGAGGUCCACCUCCACCAAAUUUCCGUCCCCCUCCGUCUCAUCUUUAUAGACCGAUGCCUCCACCACACGGUCUCCGUGGGCCUGUUGGACCACGUCCUCCCAUCCCUCCUGACAUGCGCUUCCCAGGACCACGUGACCACACCUUCCCACCAAUGGACCUGCCCCCAGGUGUCCAUCCCCUACCGGCAUAUGCUGGCGACGCUUAUGGUCAAGUCCCGCCCAAUGUCCUCCAGAACUCAGCGGGCGCUCACAGCAGCUCCGGCCAGGACAUGCAUGUGAAGCAGGAGGCUCCUCAGGACUCAGCGAGACCAGCCACGGUCCAGCCUUAAAAAAAAACGCCACCAGCUCCAGCAGAGGACUCGACCAUUACCCCCCCCCCCCCCCCCUCCCAAACUCAUCACUUUAACAAACCUGAUCCAGUCCAAACAAAGGUCAUAAUUAUUUUCAUAUUUCACUUACGAAAUUUUAAAAAUAUUAAAAGUGUUUAAUAAAAAACAAAACCAUGUUCCUUAAAGUAAUUAUGUCUAAAAUCAAUAAAGUUUAAAGAGUUACCACUUUUCUUAUUGUGCAAUAACAAUAUAUUAUAUUCCAGACCAUUUUCAUUUAUCUUUUAAAGAAAUAUUCAUAACAAUGUUUUUUUUAAGGGGCAAUAUUUCUUUUCUUUUUUUUAAAUGUCAUUUCCUGUGGAAAUUAUUUUUUUAAAAUCGGAGGAGAAAAGGAGAGAUAUUUAGCUUCUAGCAUCUUAGGAAUGUCCCAAAGCUGUUUAUUUAGAACAAACUGUAAAGCGAUGUGUAAUUUGAUGGCCAGAUGUAUAACUUAUUUUACUAUGUCGGUAGAACUCUUAAUAAUAAAGAAUGUAAAAGCUG